GGGACAUCUCCCCACUCUGCACACCAUGGCUGUUGGCCGGAGGAAGCUGGCCCCACUCUGGGCCCUGGCCUUUGCCCUGGCCUGCACCCGGCACCCAGGCCAGGCCCAGCAGGGCUCUCUGCAACCCGGCCGUGAGCCCAGCGCCGACCUCUCUCCCCUUCCAGGGCACAGCGGUGACCCCCUCCUCAGGAUGACUGACACCCCGCCUCUGAGCACCAUCCCUGUGGUCCAAGCCCCGAACCCGGCCCACAACGGGCGGGUGUGCAGCACCUGGGGCGACUCCCACUACAAGACCUUCGACGGGGACAUCUUCCGCUUCCCCGGCCUGUGCAACUACGUGUUCUCUGCCCACUGUGGAGCCGCCUACGAGGACUUCAACGUGCAGCUGCGCCGCAGCCGGGCGGCCAACACCACCACGCUGAGCAGGGUCAUCAUGAAGCUCGAUGGCCUGGUCAUCGAGCUGAAUGAGAGCUCCGUCCUGGUCAAUGGCCACCCGGUCCAGCUGCCCUUCAGCCAGUCUGGGGUCCUGAUGGAGCGCAGCAACGGCAACCUGAAAGUCACGGCUCGGCUGGGCCUCGUCUUCAUGUGGGACCAGGACGAUGACAGCCUCCUGCUAGAGUUGGACAGCAAGUUCGCCAACCAGACCUGCGGGCUCUGUGGGGACUUCAACGGCAUCCCAGUGUUCAACGAGUUCCUUUCCCACGAUGUCAGGCUGACCCCCAUGGAGUUUGGGAACCUGCAGAAGAUGGACGGGCCCACGGAGCAGUGCCAGGACCCCGACCCUGCACCCCAGAACUGCUCCAUCAGCUCCGGCAUCUGCGAGGAGCUCCUGCGAGGCCAGCUGUUCUCGGGCUGUGCGGCCCUGGUGGACGUCAGCAGCUACGUGGAGGCCUGUCGGCAGGACCUGUGUCUCUGUGAGCAGGCCGACCUGCCCAGCUGCAUCUGCCACACGCUGGCCGAGUACUCACGGCAGUGCGCCCACGCAGGGGGCCUGCCCCAGGACUGGAGAGGCCCCGACCUCUGCUACCAGACGUGCCCCCUGAACAUGCAGCACCAGGAGUGUGGCUCCCCCUGCACAGACACCUGCUCCAACCCCCAGCGCUCCCAGCUCUGCGAGGACCACUGCGUGGCCGGCUGCUUCUGCCCUGAGGGGACGGUGUUUGAUGACAUCGGCCAGACUGGCUGUGUCCCCAUGUCUCAGUGUUCCUGCAUGUACAAUGGGACCUCCUACGCCCCAGGGGCCAACUACUCUACAGACUGCACCCGGUGCACCUGCUCCGGAGGCCGCUGGAGCUGCCAGGAGGUGCCGUGCCAGGGCACCUGCUCUGUGCUGGGCGGCUCCCACCUGUCCACGUUUGACGAGAAGCAGUACACCGUGCAUGGGGACUGCAGCUACGUGCUGACCAAGCCCUGCCACGACGAUGCCUUCACGGUGCUGGCCGAGCUGCGCAGGUGCGGUCUGACCGAGAGCGAGACCUGCCUGAAGGGCGUGGAGCUGCGCCUGGGCGGGGGCCCCACGGCUGUGGUGGUGAAGGCCAGCGGGGAGGUGUUCGUGAACCAGAUCUACACGCAGCUGCCCGUGUCCACAGCCAAUGUCACCCUCUUCAGACCCUCGACCUUCUUCAUCAUCGCGCAGACCCACCUGGGCGUGCAGCUGGCCAUCCAGCUGGUGCCCACCAUGCAGGUGUUUGUGCGGCUGGCCCCUGAGCUCCGGGGACUGACCUGCGGUCUCUGCGGGAACUUCAACAGCAUCCAGGCCGAUGACUUCCGGACCAACAGCGGGGUGGUGGAGGGCACGGGGGCCGCCUUCGCCAACACCUGGAAGACCCAGGCUGCCUGCCCCAAUGCCAAGAGCAGCUUCGAGGACCCCUGCUCGCUCAGCGUGGAGAAUGAGAAGUACGCCCAGCACUGGUGCUCACAGCUGACCAGCCCUGACGGUCCCUUCGCCCAAUGCCACGCCACCGUGAGCCCCAGCACCUACUAUUCGAACUGCAUGUUCGACACGUGCAACUGCGAGAAGAGCGAGGACUGCAUGUGCGCGGCCCUGUCCUCCUACGUGCAGGCCUGUGCCGCCAAGGGCGUGCUGCUGCGUGGCUGGAGGGCCGGCGUCUGCACAAAGCCCACAACCACCUGCCCCAAGUCCAUGACCUACCACUACCACAUCAGCACCUGCCAGCCCACCUGCCGUGCCCUGAGCGAGGAGGACGUCACCUGCCAUGUCAGCUUUGUCCCUGUGGAUGGCUGCGCCUGCCCAGAGGGCAUGUUCCUGGACGCCUCGGACAAGUGUGUGCCGGCUGCCAGCUGCCCCUGCUACCACAGGGGCUCCAUGGUCCCCAACGGCGAGUCUCUGCACGACAGCGGGGCCGUCUGCACCUGCACACAGGGGACACUGACCUGCAUCGGGGGCCCAGCGCCCACCCAAGUGUGUGACGCACCUAUGGUCUACUUCGACUGCCACAAUGCCACUCAUGGGGCCACCGGAGCUGGCUGCCAGAAGAGCUGUCAUACCCUGGACAUGGCCUGUUACAGCCCCCAGUGUGAGCCGGGCUGCGUGUGCCCCCCGGGGCUGGUGGCCGACGGGAGCGGGGGCUGCAUUGCCGCUGAGGACUGCCCCUGCAUGCACAACGGGGCCAGCUACAGGCCGGGGGAGACCAUCUGGGCAGGCUGCAACACCUGCACCUGUGAGAACAGAAUGUGGCGGUGCACAGAAGAGCCCUGCCAGGCCACCUGUGCCCUGUACGGGGAUGGCCACUUCCUCACCUUCGAUGGCCAGCGCUACACCUUCAGUGGGGACUGCCAGUACACGCUGGUGCAGGACCACUGCGGCGGUAACGGCAGCGCCAAGGAUGCCUUCCGUGUGGUCACCGAGAACGUCCCCUGUGGUACCACGGGGACCACCUGCUCCAAGGACAUUAAGAUCUUCCUGGGGAGCUAUGAGCUAAAGCUGAGCAGCGGGAAGGUGGAGGUGGUCCAGAAGGGCGCAGGCCAGGAGCCGCCCUACACCAUCCGCCAGAUGGGCAUCUACCUGGUGGUGGACACCGACGCAGGCCUGGUGCUGCUGUGGGACAGGAGGACCAGCAUCUUCCUGAGACUCAGCCCCGAGUUCAAGGGCAGGGUCUGCGGCCUGUGUGGGAACUUCGAUGGCAAUGCCCUCAAUGACUUCACCACGCGGAGCCAGGCCGUGGUGGGUGACGCGCUGGAGUUUGGAAACAGCUGGAAGCUCUCCCCGUCCUGCCCGGACGCCCUGGUGCCCAAGGACCCCUGCACCACCAACCCUUACCGCAAGGCCUGGGCCCAGAAGCAGUGCAGCAUCAUCCACAGUGCCACCUUCGCCACCUGCCAUGCCCAUGUGGAGCCGACCAUGUACUACGAGGCCUGCGUGGGUGACGCGUGUGCCUGCGACUCGGGGGGAGACUGUGAGUGCUUCUGCACCGCUGUGGCCGCCUAUGCCCAGGCCUGCCACGAAGCCGGAGUGUGCGUGUCCUGGAGGACGCCGGACGUCUGCCCGCUGUUCUGCGACUACUACAACCCCCAGGGGGAGUGUGAGUGGCACUUCCAGCCCUGCGGGGCGCCCUGCAUGCGCACCUGCCGGAACCCCAGUGGGCGCUGCCUCCACGAUCUGCGGGGCCUCGAAGGCUGCUACCCCAAAUGCCCACCGUCGGCUCCCAUCUUCGAUGAGGACAAGAUGCAGUGUGUGGACAAGUGCCCAACCCCAACACCCCCCCCACCCUGCCGCAUCCACGGGAAGUCCUACCGGCCCGGGGCCACCGUGCCCUCGGACAAGAACUGCUACUCGUGCAUCUGCACCGAGAACGGCGUGCACUGCGCCUACGACAGUGGUGCCUGCGUCUGCACCUACGACGGGCGGCACUUCCACCCGGGGGACGUCAUCUACAACACGACAGACGGCAUGGGCAGCUGCAUCUCCGCCCACUGCGGGGCCAACGGCACCGUGGAGAGGAGGGUCUUCACCUGCAGCCCCUCCACCCCCAGGCCCCCGACCACCUUCUCCUUCUCCACGUCCCCACACACAUUCAGCUUGAGGCAGACCACAGGUGUGGGCUCCAGCCCCACCCAGAGCACGGUGCACCCAGUGCCUGUGAGCACAGCCUCAUCCACAGCCACGGGCACGCCCCUCAGGACCACGCCUGCCACACCCCCUGUUUCGUCCUCUGUCCACUGUGGGGAGAAGUGCCUGUGGUCCCCCUGGCUGGAUGUGAGUCGUCCCGGGCAGGGCGUGGACAGUGGUGACUUCGACACGCUGCAGAACCUCCGUGCCCACGGGUUCCGGAUUUGCCAAGUGCCGAGGGCAGUGCAGUGUCGAGCUGAGGACGCGCCCGAGGUGCCGCUCCAGGCCCUGGGUCAGCGCCUGGAGUGCAGCCCGACAGCUGGGCUGACCUGCCACAACAGGGACCAGGCAUCAGGCCUGUGCCACAACUACCAGAUCAGGGUCCUGUGCUGCAGCCCCUUGCCCUGCCCCACCUCCAGCCCUCCAGCCAGGCACAGGACUACCAACACGGUCCCCAUGACCAGUGCCACCGUGUCCUCCACACCUGUCAGAACAUCGUUCCUGAAGUCUAGCCCAACUCCAAAAACAACUUCAGGAACACCCUCUGCCUCUGCAUCACCCCCGGGAAGGUCCCAGGUCACGAGUGUGCCCACCACCUCUGGAGUCAGCCCGGUGAGCUGCUUACGGGAGUCCUGCACUUGGACACAGUGGAUGGAUGGCAGCUACCCCGGGCCUGGAAAGGACAGUGGAGAUUUUGACACUUUUCACAACCUGAGAUCCAAAGGGUAUAAGUUCUGUGAAAGGCCCACAAGUGUGGAGUGCAGGGCUCAGUUCUUCCCCAACACGCCCCUGGCAGAGCUGGGACAGCAGGUGACCUGCAACUCUGAGGAAGGGCUCAUCUGCUGGAACAGGGACCAGCUGCCGCCAAUCUGCUACAACUAUGAGAUCCGGAUCCAAUGCUGUGAGCUGGUGGACGACUGCAGGAACGAGACCAUAGGGACCCCGAAAUCCAUCGCCACACACCCCAAGUCCACGGAGGGCAGCACCACCACGAAGACCACUGUGACCACGGGAAGUCAGGCCACCUCGACAGGGCACACUACCCACCCAACACCAGUGCACACAAGUAGAGGGACAUCAGUGGGCACAAAGGUCACCCAAUCCCAGACCACCGACUGCCAGCCACAGUGCACCUGGACCAAGUGGUUCGACGUGGACUUCCCAGACCCCGGGCCCCAUGGCGGAGACACGGAAACCUACAGCAACAUCCUGAGCAAGGGAGAGAGGAUCUGUCUCCAACCUGAGGACAUCACCCGGCUGGAGUGCCGAUGCCGCAACCAGGAGCAGCAGGGGCCCUUGGGGAUGUGCCUCAACUACGAGGUGCGUGUCCUGUGCUGCCACACCCCCGACGGCUGCCCGACCACUGGGACACCUGCCUGGACUACACCCCCCGAGCCCUCCUCUUCAGUGCCCUCCACCUCAGCUGUGUCCUCCCCGUGGUCGCCCAGCUCUGCGGCAUCAUCCACCCUUCCCUGCUUCUGCAGCGUGCUGGACCAGCUGUACCCUGCAGGGUCCAUCAUAUACCGCCAGAGAGACCUCUCUGGCCAUUGCUAUUAUGCCUUGUGUAGCCAGGACUGCGAGGUGAUCAAAGGGGUUGACCACGACUGUCCUUCCACUACGCCGCCCCCUACCUCAGUUUCGUCCCUGUCCAUGUCCACCCCUGAGACAGGGUGCCCAAAUAUGCAUCCCCCAAGAGAGAAAGGCGAGACCUGGCCCAUGCCAAACUGCACCCAGGCCACCUGCGAGGGCAACAGCAUCAUCUCCCUGCGUCCACGCCAGUGUCCAGAGGUGAAGGAACCCACUUGUGCCAACGGCUACCCAGCCCUGAAGGUGGCUGACCAGGACGGCUGUUGCCAGCACUACCAGUGCCAGUGUGUGUGCAGCGGCUGGGGCGACCCCCACUACAUCACGUUCGACGGCACCUACUACACGUUCCUGGACAACUGCACCUACGUGCUGGUGCAGCAGGUGGUACCCGUGUUCGGCCACUUCCGCGUGCUCAUCAACAACGACUUCUGUGACCCCAAGGACCAGCUGUCCUGCCCACAGGCCAUCAUCGUGGAGUACCACCAGGACCGCGUGGUGCUGACCCGCACGCCCGUUGGCGGGGUCAUGACCAACCAGAUCAUAUUCAACAACAAGGUGGUCAGCCCUGGUUUCCAGAGCAACGGCAUUGCUGUCUCCCGCGUGGGCAUUAAGAUGUACGUGACCAUCCGGGAGAUUGGUGUCCAGGUCAUGUUCUCGGGCCUCAUCUUCUCUGUGGAAGUGCCGUUCAGCACCUUUGCCAACAAUACCGAGGGGCAGUGUGGUACCUGCACCAAUGACAAGAGGGACGAGUGUCGCCUGCCAGGAGGCACAGUGGCCCCCUCCUGCUCCGCCAUGUCAGGCCACUGGAAGGUGGACGUCCCCGGCCAGCCACACUGCCAUGGGCCUCCCCCGACACCUCCCUCCACCACACCCCAGACCACUCCUGUCCAGUGCCCCCCAUCGCCACUCUGUGAGCUGAUCCUGAGCAAGGUCUUCCAGCCCUGCCACCACGUCAUCUCCCCGCAGUCCUUCUAUGAAGGCUGCGUCUUCGAUUACUGCCACAUGACCCCCCCGGACGUGGUGUGCUCUGGACUGCAGCUGUAUGCGGCGCUGUGUGCCUCGGAAGGCGUGUGCAUCGACUGGAGGGGCCACACCGACCAGGCCUGCCCCUUCCCCUGCUCGGCUGGCAAGGUGUACCUGCCCUGUGGCCCGUCCAGCCUCCCCUACUGCUACGGGAAGGACAGCACCAGCUCCCUGGCCCUCCCGGAGGCCGGUCCCAUCACCGAGGGCUGCUUCUGUCCUGAGAACACGAUGAUUUUCAGCAGCGACGCCCAAGUCUGUGUGCCUGCCAACUGCAGCUGGUGCCUGGGGCCCCAUGGGGAGCCAGUGGAGCCGGGCCACACCAUCAGCACCGACUGCCAGGAGUGCACCUGCCAGGACAGCUCCCAGAACCUGACCUGCCACAGGAAGCCCUGUCCCCUGCCCCCCGCCUGCCCCUUGCCCGGCUUAGUGCCUGUGCCCACGGCCCCAAAGGCUGGACAGUGCUGUCCCCAGUUCGUCUGCGCCUGCAACACCAGCUACUGCCCGGAGCCCCAGCACUGCCCCAAGGGCUCCCGCCUGGUCCUGACCCAUGAGGAGGGGGCCUGCUGCCCAAGCCAAAUCUGCCGCGGAAUCGGCUGCAAUGUCAACGGCACUGUCUACCAGCCUGGCGCCGUGGUCUCCUCCAGCCUGUGUGAAAGGUGCUGGUGCGAGGCAGCCAGCAGCCCCCCGUCGGGCAGUUUCCUGGUCAGCUGUGAGACCCAGAUCUGCAACACCCACUGCCCCCUGGGCUUCGAAUACCAAGCUCAGAGCGGGCAGUGCUGUGGAAAGUGUGUGGCGGUGAGCUGUGUCGUGAACACCAGCAGAGGCCGUGACCACUUCCUCCACCCUGGUGAGUCCUGGUCAGACCCCGAGAACCGCUGUGUGACCUACCGGUGUGAGAAGCACCAAGACAGGCUCGAGGUGGUGACCGUGGAGAAGCAGUGUGCAGCACUCGGCUGCGCUCGGGACCAGGCCCGGCUGAGCUCCGACGGCUGCUGCUUCGUCUGCCCACACGUUGAGACGUCCUGCACGCUGCACCAUAGGAACCAGACCAUCCGGCAGGGCAGCUGCAGCUCGGCCACACCUGUGCGCCUCUCCUACUGCCAGGGGAACUGCGGGAACAGCACCUCCAUGUACUCCCUGGACACCUACACGGUGGAACGCAAGUGCCAGUGCUGCCAGGAGCUGCGGACCUCACGGAAGAAGGUGAGCCUGACCUGUGCCGACGGUUCCAGCCGGACCUUCAGCUACACCCAGGCAGAGGCCUGUGGCUGCCUGGGCCAGCAGUGCCACUCACCAGGUGACACCAGCCACUCAGGAUCAUCGGAGUCUGAGUCCAAGAAGAGCAAAGAGCAGAGCCAGGAGUCAGGGAGCAGUAGCUGGGAGGGACUGCCCAGGCCUCCCCAGUGAGCUGGCCAGUGCUGCUGUGUCCUCUGGGACACACCAAGGAAAACGUCCUUUGAAUCCUCCAAGGCCAGUAGAACAUGCACCCUCGUCAAGGUGGCUGCUGUCUAGGACAUGCUGUCCACCC
Ictidomys tridecemlineatus (thirteen-lined ground squirrel) is the source of this 8207-nucleotide messenger RNA. The record is from RefSeq and is a predicted model, not a curated record. NCBI's taxonomy places the organism in Eukaryota, Metazoa, Chordata, Mammalia, Rodentia, Sciuridae.